GCUCCUGGGGGGGCAGCCAUUUUCUUGAAGAGUGUUCAGCUAGCGACCCCUUGAAAGUAGGGCUUUGAAUGAGAAAUUUAGGAUGUUUUGGGGUCUAGUUGGCCACUCUAGGGGUAAACUGGCAAGAAAGGCCUUUAUUUCACCUCGAGGUAUCUAAUUCAAGUGUUGUCCUAUUCCUAGAUCCUCCAAUAUAUUUGUUCCCUUACUUCUUAGGACUAUUGAUGAAGCACGUCCAGAAAAUGGGUCUUUGGGCUUUUAAAGAACUCCAAGCGGCGAGACCUAGAACGGAAGUCUUAAGGAUUAACCUCGAGGAUGGUGUCUUAGCCCUUUAAGGGUAUCUGUCUAGGGGCGGAGUCUUGGGCGGAUGUUGAAAGUCCGGGCUGAAGUCCGGCUGAUGAAGGGCGGAAGUUGAGUUUGGAUCCAAACCCGCAAUCAUGGCGCAGGAAGGGGAAGAUGUAAGAGAUUACAAUUUGACUGAGGAGCAGAAGGCGAUCAAGGCCAAGUAUCCUCCAGUCAGUCGGAAGUACGAGUAUUUGGAUCAUACAGCCGAUGUCCAGUUACAUGCUUGGGGAGACACUCUGGAGGAAGCUUUUGAACAAUGUGCAAUGGCCAUGUUUGGUUACAUGACAGAUACUGGGACUGUGGAGCCCCUGCAAACAAUAGAAGUAGAAACCCAAGGCGAUGACUUACAGUCUCUUCUGUUUCACUUUCUGGAUGAGUGGCUUUAUAAAUUCAGUGCUGAUGAAUUCUUCAUACCCCGGGAAGUCAAAGUACUUAAUAUUGACCAAAGAAAUUUCAAAAUACGGUCAAUUGGGUGGGGAGAAGAAUUCUCAUUGUCCAAGCACCCUCAGGGAACUGAAGUCAAAGCAAUAACGUACUCAGCAAUGCAGGUCUAUAAUGAAGAGAAGCCAGAAGUUUUUGUGAUCAUUGACAUUUAAGAUAACAAAAAAAAGAGAGAGAGAUUCCUAUGAAGAACUGUUUUUUUCUCUUCCUUUUGACAAGAUACCAUGAUAUAAACUCUACAUGGAGAAUUUAUAUAUGGAGUUUUGCAGAACAGAAAUUUUUGACUUAAAGUGUGACUUUCAGAAAUGAAAAAUCAAGGUACAACCUUGGUCUUUGUUACCCAAAUAAUCAAAUUUUAAAUAAUUCUCUAAGUGGCAGGCAUGGCUUCUCCUUCAUUAAUUCCCCUUUGUAGCAGCAGGUGCCUUACACCUUUCCAACGGAAUGCACAAGUCCUCCAGCCUGGUCCCAAGGACGAUCAUUGAUGUAAGAGCAGCCUGAGAGACUCUGAAGCCCGUGUACUCUUACUGAAUGCACCUUGGAGAAAAUGUAAUUUGAGAAAUCCUACAACCAGUAUUUUGCUUUUUUCCCAAAGUAGUUAACACAUAUAUUUUCUGUAUGUACAUUAAAAGAGGUUGUGUUUUGGAUUGCUAUGGGACAGAGCCCAAUCCUGUACUCCAGUUGGUUUUCUUAGAUGAAAUAAUUAUAUUUGAACAAUUGGAAGGCUUUUCUAGAAACAGUCCUGAUUUACUUUCACUUUUUUUUUUUAGCACUGAUAUACUGACACGUUUUCCUGUAACAUAAAACCUGACGCAUAUACAAAUGGGCCCUUCUUUCUAACAUACAAUUUUAUAUUAAAGCCAGUAUAUUUAUA
Molecule: messenger RNA, 1654 nt
Organism: Capra hircus (goat)
Lineage: Eukaryota; Metazoa; Chordata; Mammalia; Artiodactyla; Bovidae
Gene: TSLIG1
Product: zinc finger and BTB domain containing 8 opposite strand
Exons: 7
Coding region: 435-938 (167 amino acids)
Biological process (GO): tRNA splicing, via endonucleolytic cleavage and ligation
Cellular component (GO): tRNA-splicing ligase complex
Source: RefSeq, a predicted model, not a curated record